ACCUGUAAUUUAAAACCGGAACAAACGAAAACAAAAAGCAGGGACCAGCUGUGGAGUGUUUCUGCUUUUCCUGGAGUGUUUUGAGCACUCUCACGGAGAAGCGCUGGCCGUGAAACAGCAUCGUCUAAAGGAGCACAACUGGACCCAGAAUAAUGCCACAUUAGCAAAAACCCAACAGUUUAAUGCUUUUAUUUUUUUACAACACCUUUUCUCGCCUUUAUUACUUUAAGUUGUGAUGGAGGGUUUCGGUUGUGCCAGCUUGAGGAUGAGGAGGAGGAGAAGCAGCAGCGGGGCAGCCGGGCUGCUGUGGCCGCUGCUCGGUGCGUGUCUCUGGGCUUCGGUGGUCGGGUACAAGCCGGUGAUCAUCGUGCACGGUUUGUUCGACAGCUCAGGGGAUUUUAUAAACUUACAGCGGUUCAUUAACGAGUCUCAUCCAGGGACGAACGUGACCGUCAUCGACCUGUUUGACAGGGGCGCGAGCCUGGAGCCCAUGUGGAAACAGGUGGAGGGAUUCAAGGCAGCUAUCUACCCAAUAAUGCAAAACGCAGCAGAUGGGGUCCACUUUAUCUGCUACUCUCAAGGCGGUCUGGUUUGCAGAGGGAUCCUCUCCACUCUGUCUGACCACAACGUCCACUCCUUCAUCUCCCUGUCCUCACCUCAAGCCGGGCAGUACGGAGACACAGACUACUUAAAGUACCUCUUCCCUCAGUUUGUGAAGUCAAACCUCUACCACUUGUGUUACACCGCAUUAGGUCAGAUGAUAUCCAUCUGCAACUAUUGGAAUGACCCCCACCACAGAGACCUCUAUGUCAACAGCAGUGAUUAUCUGGCUUUGCUCAACAGUGAGAGACCCAACCCAAAUUCAACAGAAUGGAAGAAGAACUUCCUCAAAAUCAAAAAGCUGGUACUGAUUGGAGGACCGGACGAUGGAGUCAUCACGCCCUGGCAGUCGAGCCAGUUUGGAUUUUAUGACGACAACGAGACGGUUGUUGAAAUGCAGCACCAAGAUCUGUACUUGAGAGAUGUUUUCGGGCUGAAGACGCUGGCGGCUCGCGGAGAUCUGAUCCUCUGCUCUGUUCCCGGCGUUCAGCACAUCUGGUGGCACUCCAACAAGACCGUGUUCCACACAUGCAUGGAGAAGUGGCUGGUGUAGCACAAAACCUCUUCACAGCACACACAUGCAGACGGACACACAGAAAAACACACAAAAACGGUCGACCUCUACAGCCUCGGUUAUAGUGUCUUCUGUAGGACAUGAGCUGAUAUUUUGGGGGGAUUACAGCUGUGAAAGAUCAUUUGGUGAUGUCAGGAUUUAUUUUAAACCGUCUUUCAUUUUCAUCUUAUUUAACAUUUAAGGAGAAAGUUUAACAUUAGGGGAAAAAUUUUGUUACCUCUCUCUCUUUUAUGUGUACAGUACAUGUUAGGCUAUACCAGAAGCAGGUUAGCUUAGCUUUGCACAAAUAAUGGAAAUAAAGGGAAACAUCUAGCCUGCUUGUGUGUGACAAGGACAAAACCAGCACUUUUAACUUCACUCACUAACUUGUUUAUUUUAUUUGUCUGAAUAAAGUAAGUGUAAAAUGACAUUGGCAACUAUUAGUGGCGACUACUAGUGGGCUAAGAAGGUACUGCAGGAAGGCUACAGUCAUGAUUGACAGAUUGAUAGAUGGAUACUUUGUUGAUUUGUAUUCAAAUUUUGUUUUAUAAUAGCAUAAUAAAGAGUACAAAAUAGUUCAGUCUGCAAUAAUUAAACAACAUAGCUAAAGUAAAAGUGGUAAAAGUAUCACAGGUGCCUACUGAGGACCUUAUGCUGUGAGAUUUCACACAUAGACAGUGAUUUAAAAAAAACAAAAAACAGAAUACAAAAUAAAAAUGAGGUUAAGGAGAGUAGAAAGUAUCACACUGCAGAUUGCUUUAAUAAAUAAUAUGUACUCUAUAAAUGUAAGAAACAUUUGGAGGAAUGGUUAAUCUGCAGAUAUUUCCUGGAGUCCAGCUACCAACAUAAUGUUGCCAGCAUUUUAAAACCCCAAAAAUAUCACCAUCACAAUUAGAUUUUUGGGUGCAUUAACAAAAAAACAUUUAACAUGUUAUUCAGUGGGCUUAAGAGUGCUGGUAGGCAGAUUUAAUGCAAUUCAUUAAUUCAUUUUUAAUGAUAACACAGAUCCAGGCUAGUGGCUUUCAGCUGCUAUGUUGAGCUAACGCUCUCCAUUUAUUCCCACUGAUGUCACCUUUGCGAACAACGUGAGUCCGGCCCUCACCGUCAUACGUAGAUGGUAUGAAAGAUGUACGUUUCUAAGGUUGUUAUAACUAAAACUAAACUAAAAAUUAAAACUACAUAUUAAUAAAAUAAAAUGAACUAAAACGAAUUAAAAAAAAUAGAGGACAUGAUGAUGGACGGACAUGUUUACUGAGACUGUGGAUGUCUACAUAGAUUGAAACUAAUAAAAACUAACAUUUUUAAACAAUAAAACCUUCAGAACUGAAUUAAUUUAUCCAACCCUGGAGAUACGUCCAUGUUUUAUACUGUCUGCGGUGUAGUUUCGGCUUGUCGUGCACGUCUUGUUCUUGUUUGGGUGGGUUGUAUCAGUACAGGGAUCAGGGAUUUCCAUACAUCUUUUCAAACUGCUUGAAAGGAUGAGAUUUUCUGGAGAAACCUUUACCAUAAUCUAACCUGUAGCAUUAUCUCGACCAAGGCUUGAUUCAUAAAAGGGAAAAAAAGCACAUUUCCCAAAAUGUUACACUUCUCCUUCACGUAUUUAUUUUAAAAAACCCACAUUGUUGCUUUUGGAGAAAUCCAGCACAUCGCUGCCUGUUUGCUGAUGGCUGUCAGAAGGGGUUUUAGCUGCUUUUCUGACUUUAAAGGAGCACUCCAACAAUUUUUCAUUGUACCAUUGCAAGGGACAAGAGUGCAAGCAGUCAUCGUAGCAGAGGAUUAAGGAUAUGUUGAAUUUUAUUUACAAGUGUGAGUCCAGUUUGUUGUUACGUUCUUCCUGCCUGUUUCAUGGCAAACCUCCAGUUUUAAUGCGGGCUUUGAGGUAAGUGAGCUGUAGUUGUCCAGCUGAGCUCACCAGUGUUGCUGUAUCAGCAAAGUUGGCGGCAUGCCCCUUUUUAUUUGAAUAAAAAUAUUAGUUUAUCACUUUAAAAGCAUGCAGUGUAUCAGACAGUGUGCGUCUGCUCCAUCAAACAUACCUCAAAGCCGCCACACAAACACGACAGUGCCUGAGCGACGUUAAGUCGUCUACAUGUUGAGACUUACUGCCCCGCUCGUCUCGCGUUGAGUCAUUUAUAUGUUUUUCAUUCCCCCAUCUUUAACCCCGGUGUCUAAUUCAGAGUGAGCCUCCGAUCUUAUCAUCAGUUUAUUGUAACUAUCAUGCAGUGCUUUGGAGCUUUACUCCAUCGCUUUUGUAGAUGAAGCCUUAAUUUUUCCCCCCUACAUGCCUCAGUAUUUCAUGCCCAUUACCAAAGUGCUACAACACACUGCCUUUAGUGACGGUGCUAAAAACAAUGAUAGGGAGGGGUGGCAUUGGGCAUAAUAAGACUAGAGAGUGGCUGUGAUAUGUUAGUGUUUACUGGUCCACCGAACCUCCCAUCACAUUUAGAUAUCUCAGGCCUUUUAGCAACCUUCAUGUUCCUUCUUUUCUGUUGUUUAAGGGAUUCAUUUGUAAUACUUUUAAUUUAUACUUGUCGUUCUUAUAUUUCUCAAAAGGACAAAAAGCGGAGCGUGUAUUUGAAAGAUAAAACAGAAAAGAAACUUAAUGGUUAAGGAUGAAUUGCACAUUGUAAAGAGAAGGGAUGUUGUUGAGAUAGGGAUGGUUUUAUCUGUGUUCAAGCUACUAUGUUAAUGUUAUUGCAUCUGUUGUUCAUGUAUGCUCGUGCAAAGCCAGAGCUGUUUCUACCGUGUUUGUGUUAUAAAUGAACAGGUGUCAAAUGCUGUCAGGUCUUCAAUAAAAGACGGUUUUGAGCAUUG
Molecule: messenger RNA, 3964 nt
Organism: Maylandia zebra (zebra mbuna)
Lineage: Eukaryota; Metazoa; Chordata; Actinopteri; Cichliformes; Cichlidae
Gene: ppt2b
Product: palmitoyl-protein thioesterase 2b
Cellular component (GO): lysosome
Molecular function (GO): thiolester hydrolase activity
Source: RefSeq, a predicted model, not a curated record